Molecule: messenger RNA, 1899 nt
Organism: Lutzomyia longipalpis
Lineage: Eukaryota; Metazoa; Arthropoda; Insecta; Diptera; Psychodidae
Gene: veli
Product: protein lin-7 homolog C
Exons: 3
Coding region: 116-703 (195 amino acids)
Biological process (GO): neurotransmitter secretion; maintenance of epithelial cell apical/basal polarity; protein localization to basolateral plasma membrane
Cellular component (GO): cell-cell junction; basolateral plasma membrane; synapse
Molecular function (GO): protein binding
Source: RefSeq, a predicted model, not a curated record
AAAAAUAAACAAAUAGAAAAGUGGAAGAAAAACCUUCAGAAAAGGCGAAUUUCCCAGAAAAAUCAAUUUUAUCGUUUAAUUCCGCAGUGUCUGGAGGAAAAAUCAAGCAGAAAAGAUGGGUGUGGAACCACUAACCCUUGCAAAUGACAUCAAACGCACAAUUGAACUUCUGGCAAAGCUCGAGAUGAGCGGUGAGAUACCCACGACGAAGGUAGCAGCCCUCCAGAAGGUGCUUCAGAGUGACUUCUUCAAUGCUGUGCGCGAAGUUUAUGAGCAUGUCUAUGAAACGGUGGACGUUCAGGGUUCCCAGGAUGUCCGGGCAUCCGCCACGGCUAAGGCAACGGUGGCUGCUUUUGCUGCCAGUGAGGGGCAUGCUCAUCCACGUGUUGUUGAGCUCCCGAAGACCGAUGAGGGGCUCGGGUUCAACGUUAUGGGUGGCAAGGAACAAAAUUCCCCCAUUUACAUCUCCCGGAUCAUCCCUGGAGGUGUUGCUGAUCGCCAUGGGGGUCUCAAGCGUGGGGAUCAGCUGCUCUCUGUCAAUGGGGUGUCCGUUGAAGGGGAGAAUCACGAGAAGGCCGUUGAGUUGCUAAAGCAAGCCAUUGGGUCCGUUAAGCUUGUUGUGCGGUACACACCGAAAGUUCUGGAGGAGAUGGAAUUGCGUUUUGAUAAGCAAAGAGCAGCCCGUCGGCGUCAGUUCCAGUAGAAAGCCUCACCACCAUGUCAACACUGCCAAUGCGCGUGGGCCGCAAGAUGUGCCAGAAACUCCUCACAAAAAAAAAUCUCUUAAAGAAUUUUAGCUGCAAUUUUUCUUUUAAAUCUUUUAUCCUUAAAAUGCUUUUUUUGGAUGCUGCAAAAAAAAUCCCAGAAUAUCCACCAGAAUUUAUUUAAAAUUCAUUUUUUGCCCGUUUAGCUUUAGAAUUUUUAGUGUUAAAUAAGUAAGACUUUGUAUUUUAUUUUCAAUUCCUUUUUAUUAAACAUAUAAUUUCACCUUUUUUUGUUUUUCUUCUUGUAUUCAGUUCCUACGCAAAUGCGCUUCUAAAUGUACUUUUUUGUUCUUCUUUAUAUUAUAUUCAUUUUCACCAGAAAAAAAAUGGAAAAUUAUUAAAAUUCACGACUUUGUAUUCCAUUUUAUCGUGUCAAUUUUGUGCCCACCUUUGUCACGCGAUUUCUUUUGUUUUACUUUACAUUUAUGUUUUGUCCUUUUCUUGCAUUUAAGAGAACGAUUUUAAUUAUUUUGCGAGAAAAAAUCCCUUCAAUGCUAAAUGAAAGAUUUUUAUUGAAUUGAAAAAGAUUUUGUGAGAUCUAAUAAAAUAAUUAUCAAAGAAUUAUAGAUUUUUUGUCUUAAAUUUAUUUUUUUGUUUGAAAAUUAAAAAAAAAGAAUAAAAUGAUCAAUGAGUUUAUUCAUUUUAGAAGCUAAAUUGUAAAAAAUCUUGCAUGUCUAUUUAGUACCUGAUGAAGGGGACAAAAUAUCCCUGAAACGUCAUAGGACAAAUGGAAACCUAUUAACGUCAGUCUGCUUAUUUAUUCUCGUUUUUCUCGAACUCGAAUUAAAGCUGUGAUUAAAAGAAAAUUAAUUAAUUUUUAUCUCUAAUCUAGACAAGUUUCAAUCGAAAUAAUAAUAAAAAAAUAAUUUGAACGGAAUAAUUUUUCAACGGAAUUUAAUAUUUGAAUCCUCAAAUUAGAUCUCAUAAAAUCUUUUUCUUUUGCAAAAUUAAAAUCAGAUUAUUGGCUGAAUUUGACUGGAGUUUUAGACACGUUUUAAUGAUUUAUUUUAAUUUAUUAUUUCCCACAAAAUAUUCAGAAUUAACCCCCCCCGUUCCCCCUCCUUAAACAAAUCAUUGUAAUGAAACUUUUGUGUGAAAAAAAAAUAAAGAAAAAUAAAUUCACGAUCAAAUAAAA